CCCCGCCCUCCCUCACCUGAGGAAGGAGCCCCGGGCUUGCCCGCCCGCCCGUCUGCAGAACCAUCAAGGGCAGAGAAUAAUGGUGCAGUCUGGGACACCGCUUCGGAACUCGUGAACCCCGUAGAAUAGUUUGCCUAAGCCUCGGCCGUGGAGUUGAAACGAAGAUAUUUUAUAAAAUGUCUAAUGGUUAUGAAGAACACAUGGCUGAAGAUUGCAGGGAUGAUAUUGGUAGAACGAAUUUAAUUGUGAACUACCUUCCUCAGAACAUGACGCAGGAUGAGUUACGAAGUCUAUUUAGCAGUAUUGGUGAAGUUGAAUCUGCAAAGCUUAUUCGUGAUAAAGUAGCAGGACACAGCUUGGGCUAUGGCUUUGUGAACUAUGUGACUGCAAAAGAUGCUGAAAGAGCGAUAAACACACUGAACGGCCUGAGACUUCAGUCAAAAACCAUCAAGGUAUCCUACGCUCGCCCCAGCUCAGAAGUUAUCAAAGAUGCCAAUUUGUACAUUAGUGGACUCCCACGGACAAUGACACAGAAAGACGUGGAAGAUAUGUUUUCACGGUUUGGACGCAUAAUCAACUCCCGUGUGCUUGUGGAUCAAACUACAGGUUUGUCCAGAGGGGUUGCAUUUAUCCGGUUUGACAAAAGAUCAGAAGCAGAAGAGGCAAUUACCAGUUUCAAUGGCCAUAAACCCCCAGGUUCCUCCGAGCCCAUUACAGUGAAGUUUGCCGCCAACCCUAACCAGAAUAAAAAUGUGGCACUGCUCUCGCAGCUGUAUCAUUCACCAGCUAGACGGUUUGGAGGGCCAGUUCAUCAUCAGGCACAAAGAUUCAGGCCACACUGCCUAAUGGCAGUUUCCAGAUGCCUGGAAAGCAAAUUGGAAGAGGGAGGCACAAAAGAGCAAAAAUCAGAGUUGGCUCUGGUGAUGGCUGCUGGAACACUUUGCCAGGUGGUGCAGUGCACGGAUUGGUUCUCCCCUAUGGGUGUAGAUCACAUGAGUGGGCUCUCGGGUGUAAAUGUCCCAGGAAACGCCUCUUCAGGCUGGUGCAUCUUCAUCUACAACCUGGGCCAAGAUGCUGAUGAGGGAAUCCUCUGGCAGAUGUUUGGCCCCUUUGGCGCAGUUACCAAUGUGAAAGUUAUUCGCGAUUUCAACACCAACAAGUGCAAAGGCUUUGGCUUUGUAACCAUGACAAACUAUGAAGAAGCAGCGAUGGCCAUAGCAAGCCUCAAUGGUUAUCGCCUGGGGGACAAAAUCUUACAGGUUUCCUUCAAAACCAACAAGUCCCACAAAUAACUUGCUCACGCUCAUGCUUUUUGUAUGGAAUAGGUAAUUGAGUGACCGAAGUGGAAACAUUUUUGUUAGUGUAAAACUCAUUUCAUGCCAACUUUCACAAAGUGUUUGUCUUAGUCUAAAUGAGAAGUGAAGAGGUUUUUUAUACUCUGGGAUGCAACCGACAUGUUCAAAUGUUUGAGAUCCCGCAACGUUAGACCAAUUUUAGGUUUCUUAAGUUAUUUCCUUUAAAAUAUAUAUUACACUGAAAUCUAAGUAGACCGCAUUAACGAACCAGCCCCUCUGGAUGGUGGUAAAAAUUGAAGCAUGCUUUAACUUAUAAGACUCUCUAACAUUUAUUUCAUUGGAUGUCGUCUCCAAAAACUGGGGGGGGG
Ornithorhynchus anatinus (platypus) is the source of this 1663-nucleotide messenger RNA. RefSeq names its product ELAV like RNA binding protein 1 (gene ELAVL1). Gene Ontology annotation, cellular component: ribonucleoprotein complex. Gene Ontology annotation, molecular function: RNA binding. The transcript is spliced from 8 exons. The coding region runs from base 177 to 1292 and encodes 371 amino acids. The record is from RefSeq and is a predicted model, not a curated record. NCBI's taxonomy places the organism in Eukaryota, Metazoa, Chordata, Mammalia, Monotremata, Ornithorhynchidae.